AUGGCACCUUCAACUCCUGCGCCGAUGUAUCGAAUCCAACAGAUCCCCAGCAAAGGAAGAGGCCUUAUUGCAAGCCGCAAUAUCACUCGAGGCGAACGAAUCUUCUCCGAGAGCCCCUUCUUCAUAUUUCCAAACAUCGAAGAGACGACACCCACAAUACAAGUUUUCGGCCCGAAAGUCCAGGCCCUGGAUACCGAACAGCGAGGCUUGUUCGAAGGUCUCUACAACAAUUUCAGAUACUACGGUGUCCCCGCUUCGAUUGGAAUCAUCAAGACGAAUGCUCUUCGAGUGGACCACGAGACUGAUGCAGUCUUUCCCACGUUCUCGAUAAUCAAUCACUCCUGUCUACCGAAUGCGUCGUACAGCUGGAACGGCAAUAUCAUGAAAGGAACUCUACACGCUAUUCGCAAGAUCUUGGCAGGUGACGAAAUCACUAUUGCGUAUGGCGACCACGGACGAGGAUCUGAGGGUCAAUUUUCCUGCCUCUGCCCCCUCUGCACAAAGAGUGACGGAGCUGAACUCGCCAUGAGCGAUACCCGUCGAAAGGAGAUGCUAGAACUGGAGGAUGAGAUCUGGCAGUGGGGAAGGCCAAGACGAAAUCCUGAAGAGUUUCUCAGACUGUGCUAUAAUCUCGAGUGUCGUUUGCGAGAGGAGUACGAUAAUGCUCCCACACCGGCAGUGGCCGAGGUGUAUGAAUUUGCGGCGGGAAUUGCAGCUCGGCACAGCGAUGCGGGACGGGUCAUUGCUUUCAUGAAAUGGGCGUAUGCGGUGAGAUGCAUUUGUGAGGGCGAGGAUAAUCCCAAUACGCAGAAAUGUGCUUUACGGAUGGAGGAUGCCAGAGCUCAUCCUAAAUGGGGGAGAACGCAGUGGUGGGGUGCACAGCUGGAGAGACCGCCGACCUAUUUGCCGAUUGAGGAGUAUGUGAACUGGGUCUGGAGAUGGGGAAGAUGA
Cadophora gregata is the source of this 951-nucleotide messenger RNA. RefSeq lists its product as uncharacterized. The coding region runs from base 1 to 951 and encodes 316 amino acids. Lineage: Eukaryota; Fungi; Ascomycota; Leotiomycetes; Helotiales; Ploettnerulaceae. The transcript has a single exon. The record is from RefSeq and is a predicted model, not a curated record. Gene Ontology annotation, molecular function: protein binding.